Penicillium psychrosexuale is the source of this 876-nucleotide messenger RNA. RefSeq lists its product as uncharacterized. Gene Ontology annotation, biological process: DNA replication, removal of RNA primer. The transcript has a single exon. The record is from RefSeq and is a predicted model, not a curated record. NCBI's taxonomy places the organism in Eukaryota, Fungi, Ascomycota, Eurotiomycetes, Eurotiales, Aspergillaceae. Bases 1 to 876 code for a protein of 291 amino acids. Gene Ontology annotation, molecular function: nucleic acid binding; RNA-DNA hybrid ribonuclease activity.
AUGCCGUGGCGUCCAGACGAGCCCGUGGAACUUCCCAAUGGCCGCCUAGUGUGUAGACAGCACAGACUCGUAAUUUGCGGCUACUGCACUGUGGACUACAGCUUCAUGGACGACGACGAUGACGACGAUGACGACGUAGAGACCUCAGACUCAAGCGACCACACGGACGGCUUCAUCGCUAUACCGAGAACAGGCUCAGAGCUCAGAGUCGGUACGGGGGGCGUCUUCCCCACGAAGUUCAUGCCCCCAAAUCCAAAUGACACCCCGAAGUCGCUUUUCCCACUCACCAAAACCGAGAAAGCCUUGCCACCUGUAUAUCGGUUCAUUCGCCGCAACAGCCAAAAAACCCAAUUCCUGGUUUACACGGACGGCGCGUGCUUAGACAACGGUGGUGCGAACCCAAGAGCUGGUUGCUCCUUUGUUUACAGGAAUUCUACGACGAACCCCCUACUCCAUGGCUUUGUAAAUUUCCCUCUCGAGAAAAGUGGACCCACUGGUAUCGCGAACCUGCAAACAAGCAAUCGGGCUGAGCUUCGCGCUGUCAUUGCAGCUACGCGCUUCCGCUACUGGCCUGGGGAAGGAUGUCGCUGUCUAGUCAUCGCUACUGAUUCCGAGUACGUGGUAGAGGGCAUAACGAAGUGGGUGAAAAAUUGGAUACAGAAGGACUGGAAAACAAGUGGCGGAACGCCAGUCAAAAAUAAGGACCUUUGGCAGUGUUUACUCGGGGAGGUGGAACGGUGGGAUGAGAGAGGAAUGCGUAUUCGAUUCUGGCGUAUUCCAAGAGAAUUGAAUACAGAGGCGGACGAGCUUGCUAAAUUAGCUGCUGAUAAGGAUGGCCCUCAGGAAUUUGAGGAUAUCAAGGGCGUCCUUGUUUGA